Molecule: messenger RNA, 825 nt
Organism: Phlebotomus papatasi
Lineage: Eukaryota; Metazoa; Arthropoda; Insecta; Diptera; Psychodidae
Gene: Tmem18
Product: transmembrane protein 18
Exons: 3
Coding region: 139-582 (147 amino acids)
Cellular component (GO): nuclear membrane
Source: RefSeq, a predicted model, not a curated record
GAUUAUUAUUAUUUUCCUGUGGCAAAAAACUGCGUGCGGGUUUUGGGCAGAGGGAAACAGAGUGUUUUUAUCGGGAAAUUGCAGGUGUUGCGUGAUAAAAUUGUGGUGCUGUGAGAGCCUGCAGGUGCCUGGUGUACAAUGGUGUACGAAAACUACAUAGAAGUUAAUGAAAUUCAAGAUAUACUGGGAUUUCUGAAGAGUAUUGACUGGUACGACCCGCUGUGUCUGGCCUUAAUCUCGUUUCAUAUUAUUGUCACCCUGGCCACACUCUUCACGCGCAAUCACGGCAACUUUCAGGUCCUCCUCUUUCUCCUGUUGAUCCUUUUGGUGUACUUCUCAGAAAGCAUCAAUGAAUUCGCUGCCCACAACUGGAGGACAUUCUCUCGUCAGCAGUACUUUGAUAGUAAGGGCAUGUUCAUCUCCAUUGUCUUCUCUGUGCCAAUUCUGCUCAACCUGAUGCUCAUGGUGGGAAGUUGGUUGUAUCAAUCAACGCAGCUCAUGGCAAAGUUGAAAACGGCUCAGCUUCGGGAAGAACUCCGCAAGAGCCGACAAAACAGUCGACAAUCCCUGAAAGACGACUGAAAAUCUAAAAUGGAAAUAUCCAGGAAUUUUCACCACUUUCUCAACUGAUCAGGGCGAUUUCUCUGUCAUUUUAGUCACAGAGAAAUUACUCUGAAUAAUUGUGAUUAUUUUUUGUUUUGAAAGAAAGAUACAUGUUGAUGAUUUUUUGGGUGAGUCUUUUUUUGUAAAUAUUUUGUGUAAAUUUUUUUAAAAAAGGAGCAAGUCGACCCAUGAAUAAAAAGCCAAAAAUUAAAUGGAUUUCAA